AUGGGGACCGAGUCGAGAUGCACACUUCCCAAAUGCGUGGGAGGUGGCAGUUGGUGCUUGCAGUGUGUGGGUGUUGAUAACUCUGAUAACUCUUCUGAACCACCACUUCCAUCCUCCUCCUCGUCGUCCUCCUCCUCCUCCCUCUCCACUGCCCCAGCGACGGCCGUUCAGACAGCCGUCUCACACAUCACCAACCCCAACACAACAACCGCCACCACCCGCACCUCUCCCGAUCCCAGUGAUGAGGAUCAGGACUGCACCUGCCCUCACUGCGACCGUACCUUCACAUCACGCAUCGGCCUGGUCGGUCACUUGCGUAUCCAUCGCACAGAGACUGGCGAACCAGUGCCAGGAGCACCAACCUACACCCGCCACACUCGCCUCCACUGCCCACAAUGCCACAAUGGCACAAUGGCCACAUGCGCAUCCACGAGAGCGGCAUUGACCGCAGCCUUGACACACCCACCCCGCCGAGCCCCAUUCCCAUUGCACCACCUUGUGCACCCACUAACCACUCCCCAGCCGACAUCGACGCCACCGACCUUACCACCCCUCAGUCCUCCCCUUCCUAAUCCUCUUCUUACUUCACUGCCACAACGACGGCCGCCUCGGCGUCUGUCGCCCACGACUUCACCACAGCCGAACCUGGCACAACAACAGGCACAAGCCCUGCAACCUCCAUCAUCAGACGUGAGGGCCAGGGCUACAUCUGCCCUCACUGCGAUCGCACCUCCACUUCACGCAUCGGCCUGGUCGGUCACUUGCGAAUCCAUCGCACAGAGACUGGCGAACCAGUGCCUGGAGCACCAACCUACACCCACCGCACUCGCCUCUACUGCCCACACUGCCCUCGCACAUUCACGCAUCCCAUGGGUCUAUUCGGCCACAUGCGCAUCCACGACGACCUGCGGUAGACAACCGCCGGUCACACCACACAUUUCCUCACACCCUACCUCCUAA
This is a messenger RNA of Spirometra erinaceieuropaei, 960 nucleotides long. NCBI's taxonomy places the organism in Eukaryota, Metazoa, Platyhelminthes, Cestoda, Diphyllobothriidea, Diphyllobothriidae. The record is from the annotation of a GenBank genome assembly.